GUGUAUCGUCUCUCGUGUGUGUGACUACAGAAUAAGAAAUUGGAUCGCAUACGGCCAUACCCUGUAAAAGUGUAAAACACUAAAACAGCAGAAGAAAUUGGGUCCUUUUUUAUUGAACUAAUUUUUUUUUACUAAUUCCAGCCUGAUUACGCCACGGCAGGUUCAAUAUUGGCAAUCUGUUUUCCACAUACUAGAAGCAUCUCUUCCGUCGGCAGUUGUUGAGCGAGAGAGAGUGAAUGAUAGUGGCGAGUGCGGCGGUGGCAGUGGUGUAUGAGACGGAGAAAUGCCUGCGUUCUGAUUUCAUUCUCUAACUCUCACUCACUUUCUGUCUCAAAUUCAUUCAUCAGCAAAUUGAUUUCCGAUGAAGAGCGGCGGUGUUGGCGGAGGCGGUGGAGGUAGUACGAAUGGUAUAGGGGUUUCGCAUUCUCAUCCCACAAAGCGAAGAUGGAAAGGCUUCGUAAUAGCAGUAAUGGGACUUGUCAUUCUAUCCAUGCUUGUCCCUCUCGUCUUCCUCCUCGGCUUUCACAAUGCUUUUCACUCUUCCGGAUCCGAAUUUCCGUCUCAACAACAUAGUUCUGCUGAGCAUCUUGCUGUUGAAGGUUAUGAAUCCCACAAAUCUAACGACACGAUAGAUCAGCAUGAUCAAACAAGACAUGUCAAAGAUCUUAUAGAGAGAUUGGCACCUGCAUUUCCAAAGGAGCACGUUGGAAAACAAGAUCAAGAAAUAUCUGUCCAUGAUGGAAUAAAUCGAUCCAUUACUAAAGCUCCUGUGCAUGUUUAUCAACCAAAAGGAAGCCCUGGGCGUCCUGUGGAGAGUGAUGUCCGUAAAGCCUCUCCAGAAAGAAAGAAUGUCAACAUCAGCAAACCCGUUUCAGUAAUUCAGCUAGCGAAAGGUGAUGAAAGUGAAAUGUCAUGUGAAUUGAGAUUUGGGAGCUAUUGCAUUUGGCGUCGUGAACAUAAGGAAGAUAUGAUGGAUUCCAUGGUGAAAAAGUUGAAGGAUCGGCUAUUUGUUGCUCGCGCAUACUUCCCGAGCAUCGCAAAGCUUCCUGUACAUGAGAAAUUGUCGAGGGAGAUGAAGCAAAAUAUACAAGAUUUUGAGCGUAUGUUGAGUGAGGCUACUACAGAUGCUGAUCUUCCCCCUCAUGUUGAGGAUAAGCUGCGGAAAAUGGAAACUGUAAUAGCUAGAGCUAAAUCAGUUCCUGCUGUGGAUUGCAACAAUGUGGACAAGAAAUUUAGGCAACUAGUUGAUCUGACCGAGGAUGAAGCUAAUUUCCACACCAAGCAAAGUUCUUUUCUUUAUCAACUUGCUGUCCAGACCAUGCCAAAAUCUUUACAUUGCCUGUCCAUGAGAUUAACCGUUGAGUAUUUCCACACUUCCUCUGUGGUUAUGGAAGAUUCGGAGACAGAGAAAUUUGUAGAUCCAAAAUUGUACCAUUUUGCCAUCUUCUCCAACAACAUAUUAGCAUCUUCUGUUGCUAUUAAUUCUACAGUUGUACAUGCUAAAGAUAGUAAGAAGCUGGUUUUUCAUGUGCUGACAGACAGACAGAACUAUUAUGCUAUGAAGCUAUGGUUCAUGAGAAAUACGUUCAAGAAAGCCUCUAUUGAAGUAUUGAAUAUUGAAGAAUACAAUGUGAUUCCUGGUUCCUCAUUACCCGAGGAAUUUCGUGUUACCCUACAAUCUCAUAAGCUUCUAAAAAUGCAUUAUGAGACACAAUAUGUUUCCCUGUUUUCACAUUCACACUAUUUGCUUCCGGAAAUAUUCAAGAAUCUGGACAAAAUUGUUGUUCUGGAUGAUGAUAUUGUUGUGCAGCAAGACUUGACUGCAUUAUGGAGAAUCAACAUGGGAGGGAUGGUCAAUGGUGCUGCUGAAAUUUGUGCGGUAAGGUUGGGUCAGCUGGACAAUUAUCUGGGUAAAACCAAUUUCAACCGAAACUCUUGUGUCUGGAUGUCUGGGUUGAAUGUGAUUGACCUGGUAAGGUGGAGGGACCAUAAUAUUACCACAACAUUCAGAAAAAUGGUAGAAGUGCUUACAAAGGAAGGUAGACUGCAUGAAGCUACUGCAUCUAAGGCUAGCUUGCUGACAUUUCAGGACCUGGUUUAUGCUCUUGAUGAUUCUUGGGUUUUGUCAGGUUUGGGUCAUGAUUACGGCCUUGAUCUACAAUUUAUUAAGAAAUUUGCGGUGUUGCAUUACAAUGGGAACAUGAAACCUUGGCUUGAGCUAGGAAUUCCUAAAUACAGAAGUUUAUGGUUUAAGUUUUUAAACCGAGAGGACCAAGUUUUAAGUGAUUGUAAUGUUAUUCCUUAGAUAGAGGUUACAUUAUUCUUUUUGCCUCGGUUGAGGAUUUUGAAGAAUCCUUGUCUGCUAUGACUUCAAAACAUGCAGCCGCGACUAUUAUGAUGGGCUUGUGGGCAUGCUAUAUUCUCUAAAUUUCAUAGUUGAAAUGACAUGAAAUAUGGAUUAUUCUUUCAAGCAACAGAAGAAGAGCUCCUUGAUGAUAGACAGAUAAAAAGCUCCUUAUCAACACAAAUUGCCGGGAUUAAUAACUUGUAUCCCUGGGGACAUCAACAGAUAAAUAUCUGUUCUUAAUGGCAUUUCGCGGGAUUUUCGACUUCAAGACGGUAAAUCACAUCCAAUCCAAUAGUUUGCUAUCCUCAGCAGAUUUGUCCUGUGUAGGUUUUAAUGUAUGUUCAUUUUUUUUAAUUUUUUUUUUUACAUUUUUUAUGUUAGGACUUUGAUUGUUGCUCGGUUGAUUCAUUCUCCGGUGUAUGACUUGUUAUCAUUGAAUUUUUCAGUUGGCAAUCUUUUAUUUAUACAGAAAAAAAAAUUCUCUCUUUGUUUGCAA
Molecule: messenger RNA, 2843 nt
Organism: Spinacia oleracea (spinach)
Lineage: Eukaryota; Viridiplantae; Streptophyta; Magnoliopsida; Caryophyllales; Amaranthaceae
Product: probable galacturonosyltransferase 7
Exons: 10
Coding region: 362-2305 (647 amino acids)
Molecular function (GO): polygalacturonate 4-alpha-galacturonosyltransferase activity
Source: RefSeq, a predicted model, not a curated record